UUCGUCAUACCACCCUAUAUUACGCGCAUCUCAGGUAUUGGAACGUGAAAAAAAAUCCCACCCUAAUGACUCGGUUGUUGACCUUACCUCUGUCAAAUCGCGGAAAUUGGUUAAAAACCGAAUUGUUUUUAUUAUUUUGUAAUUAUUUUAUUAAAUUAAACUCCCACCAACGCGGGCUGUGAAACUAAUGUGAUAAAACAACUUUCGCGUGUAUUCAGUGAUUAAUAUUACAAAUAAUUCAAUAACUUUCUGAUUUUGUAAAAGUGAUUUUUUACGUUUUUAUUAGUGUUAAUUAGAUAAAAAUGGAACAUAACGAGGAAUAUCACGAUCCGGAUUAUCCUGAGACGUUAAUUAAUGUAAAGGAAGAGGCGCCAAUACUUUCCGAAGAAGAGAAAAUCGUUAAAAUCAAACAAAUAAUUCACCGCGAAUUCAGGAACGAAUUAAACAUAAGAGAAAAUGAAGUAACUCUUAUAGAUCAAAGAAUGACCACCGCACGAAGAUACCUGCACCAAGUACGAUACUCACUUGUAAAUAAUUACUACAGAGAUCAGAAGUUACAGCUCACUGGAAGUCAGAUUGAAGACGAGGUGGCUGCACAGACUGAACCUAGAGCUCGAUCGGAAGUGUCAUCAAUACUCCGAGAGAGUCAACGCCGUCUUCAUCCAUCAGUCCGUAAGCUGCUCGGCAAACAAACAGUAGAUUUGGAAGAAAUAUUCAGGUCGAGAGAGCCCAGGAACAAAGCGAGGAAAGAUUAUUCGGCGAUGGUCCAAACGAAAAACAUAACAAUAUCAGCCGAUUCGACAAUAUCGUUGCGGCCCAGCACGGAGAAGAUGGAAGAGGAGGAGCCGUGCUCCAGUAGACCUAAGAAGAUACCGCGACAGAUCGAUCCCAAAGUCAACAAUGUGGUCACAUUUGAUGAGAUCACGAGAAAUAAGAAGAAGCACAGAUAUAGAAUUAUUAUAGGCAACACGUCGAAGUACGCGCCGCCCGCGUCGCGGCUGGACCGCUCGACGCACAAGUGGCUGCUGUACGUGCGCGGCCCGCCACGCGCCGACGUGUCGCGCGUGCUGCGCGCCGUGUCCGUGCAGCUGCACCACUCCUACGCGCCGCACCACACCGUGCACAUCGACAAGCCGCCGUUCCAGGUGUCGCGGCGCGGCUGGGGCGAGUUCCCGGCGCGCGUGACGCUGCACUUCGCGCUGCCCGACCGGAACCGGCCCGCCACGCUCACGCACACCAUCAAGCUGGACCGCCACUACACGGGCCUGCAGACCCUCGGUGCUGAAACGGUAGCGGAUGUUUGGUUAUACAGUACACCAGAAAUGCUAGAAUUUGAAUACAAGGCCGAUGAGGAACAAUUAACGUAUUCUCCGAAACCAAUAGAAGAAAUAAAACAAGAGGAACCGCCAGUGGUCAAGUAUGAGCCCAGUGAACAGAAAAACGAACAGAACGACAGCUGGCUGGAUUUCUUCUCAAAGGACACAACAGAGGUCAAUGUCGAUGAAAUGUUCGUUAAGAACAUUAAGAAGGAACCAGAAGACAACCAAAGCAAUGAAAUAAAUGAAACAGAACAUAUACCAGAAGUAAACAAUGAUAAACAGAUACUAGCUAAUGGCGUCGACGAUCAAGUUAUCGAUAACAAUGUAGAAAUUAAGUUGGAAAACCCCCCCAUAGAAGUCAAUAACAAACCUAAGAAGCGAAUAAUGAAAUACAUGGAUCCAACGACGAGGAAAAUAUACUAUCUAGAAAUGGAUAGGAAUCUAGAUUUAAGUAAAGUACAGGAAAUAGUUAUUAAUUCUCAAGGAGAGAUGCAAACCGCAAAGAUAAGUCCAAUCAAAACAAAUGGUCUGAAACAUGUCCGAAAUAAAAAACCUGUGUCACUAUUGAAACCUGAGGUGAAGAAUCAACUAAAGAAAGGUGUAGAAUCUGAGAAGAUUCUACGUAGAAACGAAUUAAAUCAUAUUGAAAAUGAUCAUUGUUAUCUGGCGACCAAUUGGAGUACGUUUGAUAAGAAACCGAAUAUAACGGAGGAAGUGAACGGUGUGUCUGUAUGUGAUAAACUCAAAACUGUUAUAAAAAAGUUUUCGUGUGCGCGUGUGAUUGUCAGUUAUUUGUUGAAGAAGAUACCGUUGAUAAGCGUGGAGGCGAGGGAUCCGGACUUCGUUCAGUGUCUGCCGUUUGUCGUGGAAAACGAUGAGAGAUACUGGAAAUUGGACUUCGCCAAACGGAGAAAUAUGGAGUGGUCCCGGGCGAAAUUGAUCAACAAAAUGCUCACGGACCGUUUCAAAACCGACCCGGCGAGCGUUUGGCGAACGAAGCAAAUAUUAGUAUAUUCCAGAUUACACGGCUACUAUCCGGUUCGAUCCGAAAAUAUCCAGAAAGAACCAGAUAUGGAUACUAAUGAAUGGUCAUCGUGGAACGAUUUGGAGAACACGAGGCAAAUUGAAUCCAAUAUUCGCAAGUUAUAUCCGAACGCCUCGGAUAUUAGCAGCUUGUCCUUGUUCGAUAGUGAAAAAUAUGUCGAUAAGAAUUCAUCAGAAACCAUGGACUUGUGUGAUUCGGAUGAAGAGAUCGAUGUCGUCAAUACAGAUGCGCCGGUCAAAGCGAGAAAUGUUAAAAGGGAAACGGAAGUUAGUUUGAAAGCGUUACCGGUUGAUAAGGACGAAAAGUUAAGAUUUUACUAUGUUGAAAAGAUUUGUUCGGAUAUAGGGAUUGAACUGCGGAAUGAGAAUAUUGGAAGUGGAUAUAGUUACAGUGCGGUACACAGAGUGUUACUAACAGCUGCGAAGUGCUUCGCGGAAGAACUGAUACGGUCCUCCUUAGCGGACCAGCUGUCCCUGUCCAACGAUCCCCAAUUACCAACUAUUUGGACUGGCUCCAGCUCGCGCACGAGCGUCCGGCUGGAGCACGUGUUCCGCGCCGCGCGCUCGGCGCCGCGCACGCGCGCGCUCGCCGCGCACGCGCUCGCCGCCGAGCGGAAGCACACGCACGCGCUCUAAUAUACACAUGCUUUUAUAUUC
Messenger RNA from Vanessa tameamea, 3020 nucleotides. RefSeq lists its product as uncharacterized. The transcript is spliced from 10 exons. Bases 303 to 2999 code for a protein of 898 amino acids. The record is from RefSeq and is a predicted model, not a curated record. Gene Ontology annotation, biological process: regulation of transcription by RNA polymerase II; chromatin remodeling. Gene Ontology annotation, cellular component: NuA4 histone acetyltransferase complex; ATAC complex. Gene Ontology annotation, molecular function: histone binding. NCBI's taxonomy places the organism in Eukaryota, Metazoa, Arthropoda, Insecta, Lepidoptera, Nymphalidae.